AUGUACGCAUUGACAACAGAAGAAUAUGAAAAACACCGAGGAACUCUAUUUCGACAUUUCGCUGGACCUUCAGAUGAGCCAAGUACGAGCACAAGUCAAGAAGAAAACGCGUUCAAAACAAGAAAAUUGUUCAUCGAUAGUUAUUUCAAAAGGUUUAUUCGAUCUAUUGGUGAAACUUCGGAUAAUUUCGAUCCCUCGCGUGUGAAAUUUGAUGAUUUGGGUAUUCCACAAGAUCUGGGAAAACAGAAUUUUGUGAGAAUUCAAAAAGAAAGUCAAGGAAUACCAGCUCAUUUAGAUCACGUGAGUAAUUAAUUUAUUAUUUCAAGAAAAACAACAUUUUUCAUCAUUUUGAAUUUUCAGAUUCCUCCCUGGCUAAUAAGACACUUCGAAUAUGCCGUCCGUCUCUCAAUGGACUUUUCAAACAACCUCAAAUUCAAAAAAAUGAAAGAGUUACGCAAACUCCAAUCAGAAUUACCAAUUGCUGAGAGAUCUGAAGAAAUCGUAGAACUUCUGAAGAACAAUCAAGUUCUAAUCGUUGCCGGCGACACUGGAUGCGGUAAAUCAACACAAGUUCCACAAUAUCUUAUAAAAGCUGGGUACACUGGGAUAGCUUGCACUCAACCGAGGAGAAUUGCGUGUACAGCGCUUGCGAAGCGUGUUGCCUAUGAGACUUUGAAUCAAUAUGGAAGUGAGGUCGCUUUUCAGAUAAGGUAGGAAGGAUUAUAUCACGCGCUCUACACGCAACGCAGACCGCGUCGCGCCACAACACACUCAAAAAGGGAGGGAAUUUUCCCCUAUUUUUCCCCCUAUUUGUGUAAGUACACACGUGUGUGUUGUGGCGCGGCGCGGUCUGCGUUGCGUGUUUAUUUCGGUGGAGCGCGUGGUACCUCUAGAGAUUCCAUCAAUGGGUUUUAUAGAUUUGAGACAACAAAAUCGAAAAGAACAAAACUGCUCUUCCUCACUGAAGGACUUCUUCUCCGACAAAUGGAAAAUGAUUCACUCCUCGAUCAAUACAACGUCAUAAUCCUUGAUGAAGUUCAUGAGAGACAUCUAACAUCAGAUCUUUUGAUUGGUCUACUUCGUGAUCUAUGUUCAAAGCGGGAAGAUCUCAAGCUGAUUCUGAUGUCAGCAACAAUUAAUCUGGAUUUAUUCAAAGGUUAUUUUAAAGAUGCUCCGGUUAUUCAAGUUCCUGGAAGGUUAUAUCCAAUUGAAUUAAAAUGGCAUCCGAUUAAGCAAUUUAUUGAUGCAAGCGAGAAGAAAACACAUAAAAUUGAUCCUGAACCUUAUCAAAGAAUUCUGGAAUUAAUCGAUAAACAAUUUCCAUCAACGCAAAGGGGAGAUGCGUUGAUUUUUCUGAAUGGCGUUGCUGAAAUCUCAACUGUGGCAGAUGCACUGAAGAAUUAUGCAGAAUUAACGAAAGGCUGGAUUAUUUUGAUGUUACACAGCACACUUUCAGUUGAAGAACAGGAUAAAGUCUUCGAUGUCGCGCCAAAUGGUGUGAGGAAGUGUAUUCUAUCAACAAAUGUUGCUGAAACAUCGGUAACCAUUGAUGGAAUUCGAUUUGUGAUUGAUAGUGGCAAAGUGAAUCUAAUCAAACAUGAACCGGGGACAGGGACUCAGAAGUUAACGGAGUUUUGGGUGAGUAAAGCAUCGGCGAAUCAACGGAAAGGACGUGCUGGAAGAACUGGACCUGGGAUUUGUUAUCGAUUGUAUUCUCAAGAACAAUAUGAGAAGAUGGAUGAUUUUACGCUUUCUGAAAUAAAUCGAGUUUCGUUACAGGAAAUGUCACUGAAAAUGAUUAGUUUGAAUCUAGGGUGUAAGUUAACGCGCUCCACCGAAAUAAACACGCAACGCAGACCGCGCCGCGCCACAACACACAAAAAAGGAGGGAAUUUGAAUCGUUCCCUUGUGUUGUGGCGCGGCGCGGUCUGCGUUGCGUGUUUAUUUCGGUGGAGCGCGUGGUUUUUCGAUAAUAUACCAAAUCGGCCCUGCUGAUCACUAUUCCGAAGUCAAAAAUUGCCACAAACUCCUGUGAGCACUUUUCUGGAGCUUUGGAAAGUUAAAAUUGAGUUUUGGUUUUCGUCCCGGGUGAAAAAUCAAUUUUUAUAACUUGAAUAAGGUUGUUCACCACAUUCAAAAACCUAUCUGCUUUUUAGUUUAUCAAAAAAAUAUCAAAUAGCAGCUGAAAACUGUAAAUUUUGAAAAAGCCAUAAAAAUACACACGUUUUUUAAAGCGUUUUGGGCACAUUUAAAAAUUAAAGUUUUCAGCUGCUAAAGUUUUCAGCUGCUAAUUUUUAAAUGUGCCCAAAAAACUUCAAAAAACGUAUGUAUUUUUAUGGCUUUUUCAAAAUUUACAGUUUCCAGCUGCUAUUUGAUAUUUUUGAUAAACUAAGAUGCUGAUAGGUUUUCGAAUGUGGUGAACAACCUUAUCCAAAUUAUAAAAAUUGAUUUUUCACCCAGGACGAAAACCAAAACUCAAUUUUAACUUUCCAAAGCUCCAGAAAAGUGCUCACAGGAAUUUGUGACAAUUUUUGACUUCGGAUUCGUGAUCAGCGUGUUCGAAUUGGUAUGUUUCAUCAAAACUUCCCUUGUAAUUAAAAAUUUUCAGUGGACCCUCGAACCUUUCCAUUCAUUGAAAAACCCGCGGAAAAUGUGCUAAAUGAGGGAUUAGAAAUGUUAAAAUUCCAAGGAAUUCUCCGAACUGAUCGAGAAAAUCUGACGCUGACAGCAUUGGGGCUGACAAUCUCGAAACUGCCAGUAGAUGUUCCAAUAGCUAAGAUGCUGGUUUAUGGUUGUGUAGUUGAUCAAUUGGAAGUUAUGCUAACUGUCGCCGCUGGUUUAUCAGUUCAAUCGCCAUUUACAAAUCGCUCGUAUCGAGAGCUUGAAAUUGUUGAGAAGCGCGCGAAUUUGACGAGUCCGAUGGGUGAUCCUUUCACAUUGAUUGCGAUUUUUCGAGAAUGGGUUUUGCAGAAAACAUUUGAAGGAUCUGCGAGAAAAUGGGCGAUGGAAAAUGGAAUUGAUGAACAUCGACUUUAUGAGAUCAGCAAACUUCGAUCGCAAUAUAGACAAAUUUUGGAGGAUGCUGGAUUAGUUGAAAAGGCUUUUGAUUCUGGAGCAGAUGAUUCGAGACAAAGAAGAAUUGAUCAAGGAGAGCGACGGAAAUUAUUUGAUUUGAAAAAAGCGCAAAGAAAUAAUGAUAAAUCCAGAAAAAUAUUGAAUGCUAACAAGCAUUUCGAUACAAUUUUAAUGGAAAAAGAGGAAGAGGAUCUGGAAUUUGAAAAAGAUCCGCUAAAAGCCGAUGUUAAAACCGUCGAAUUCCUCUUAAGUCACAAGGAAAAAGAUGUUGAUUCAAUUCGAAGUUCACAUAAAUUAACGCGAAAAACAUCGGAGAUUAUUCGAGUUAUAAUAGCAGCUGGAUUAUAUCCGAAUUUUAGUAUUUUGGAUCAGAUAAACAAGUAUGGAUAUGGUCAAGAAAUGUUUGUUCAUACUCGAUUGAAGCCGUUUAGUUUACUUCAUCCGAAUAGUUCGAUUGCACAAUAUCAUCCGGAAACUAUUGAUCCAAGACAGGGUUCUGAUGGGUUUUCGAAUCUACAUCAAGUUCUGUUUUAUGGAUUGUUGCUAGAGACUACGAAACCGUAUAUUUGUAAUGUUAUGCCAACUCCAGCGAUUUAUACUUUGUUAGUGGCGAGAAAGGUAAGGAAAAAAAUUAAUAAAAAUAUUUUUUAACGAAAAAUUUUGAUUCAAAUGUCAAAAAAUAGGAAAAAAUAUAGUUUUUUUUACAUUUGAAUCGAAAUUUUUUGUUAAAAAAAAAAUAAAAACAUUUUUUUUACAAAAAAUUUCGAGAAAAUGUCAAAAAAUAGGAAAAAACAUAGUUUUUUUUACAUUUGAAUCCAAAUUUUUUGUCAAAAAAAGUUUUUUUUAUUAUUUUUUUUCAUUCAGAUCGUUAUCGAAGACUGGAAAAAAAUCAGCAUCGAUGACUUCCUCGAAAUCGAAUUCAGAAAUUCUGAAGAUUGUCGAAGUGUGAUUUUGGACGCGAAAGAAAUCAGAUAUGAAUUAACACGAGGAUUGGCAGCGAAAUUGACAUCGCAGGAGAAUUUCAGCUCUCGAAGACUUAAUAAAUAUAUCGAUUUAUUGAAUCGGACAAUAACGGAAAAAGGAGUUGCGAUAAAAUUGAAAAGGAAUAUUGAUCCGCCGAAAGUAUUGGUUGGAACUGGGAUACAUUCACCGGAUGGGGGAAUUGAUAAAGAGGUGGGGGGUUUUUUUUUUGUUUUUUAAGAAAAAAUUUGGGAUAAUCUGAAAUUAGACUAGCUCUGGAAGGUUUCUGAGCUUAAAUUUUCAGAACCUACAGUAAUCCUGAGGUAACUAUAGCUGAAAAUGUGCUAAUAAAAAUCACCGGAAAAAAUACAAUUCAAAAUGUUCAUAACAUUUUUUUUGAUUUUGGAAUUUUGAUUCUCGACUUUUAUAUUCCUAAAUAAUCUACAAUAAACCAGAAACUACAGUAACCCUUGCAUUUCGAAAAAACUACCGUAACCCAGACAGUAAUCGGAUUACUGUAGCUGAAAAAGUGCCAAAGAAAAUCACCGGAAAAAAUACGUUUCAAAAUUUUCAUAACAAUUUUUUUUAAUUUUGGAAUUGUUGAUAUUAUAUUGAAUUAUUUUCGAAAUUCAACAGUAACCCAGAAACUACAGUAAUCCUAGAAUUUUGAAAAAAAUUAUAGCAACCCAGAAACUACAGUAAUCUGAUGAUUACUGUAGCUGAAAAGGUGCCAGAGAAAAUGUUCAUAACAAAUUUUUGAUAUUCUGUCGGAUUGUUUAUGAAGUUUUACAGUAACCCAGAAACUACAGUAAUCCUAGGAUUGUUUUAAAUCUACAGUAACCCGGAAAAUACAGUAAUCUUAGUAUUACUGUAGCUGAAAAAUUGUCGAUGAAAAGAAUAACAAACUUUUGAUAUUCUGUCGGAUUGUUUUUGAAGUUUUACAGUAACCCAUAAACUACAGUAACCCUUGCAUUUCAAAAAAUCUACAGUAACCCAGAAAAUACAGUAACCGACUUUUUUAGCUGAAAAAAUUGUCGAUGAAAAUCACCGGACAAAAUACGUUUCAAAAUUUUCAUAACAAAUUUUUUUAUUUUGGAAUUUUUGAUAUACUCUUCUUUUCUUUCCUAAAUAAUCUACAGUAAUCCUAGAAUUACUGUAGCUAAAAAAGUGCCAAAGAAAAUCACCGCAAAAAUACGUUUCAAAAUUUUCAUAACAAAUUUUUUUAUUUUGCAAAAAAUCAAUUCCAGAGAAAAUUUUUCCAGGAAAACAUCGAUGAAGUAAUCGAUAGAUAUGAAGCUGAAAAUCACGAAGAUCAAGACGAAGAAGAAGAAGAAGAUGCCAAAAAGAAUCUGGAAAUUCUGAAAUCCGACGCAAUGUGUCCACCAACUCGUGAAAUGCUCGAAGAACUCGAAACAAGGAAAAAAGAGGCGCCAAAAGAAUCGUAUUAUGAAAUAUUGAAAAGAAGACAGGCUGAAAAACGGGUGAAAUUGGAGCAAGAUUGA
This is a messenger RNA of Caenorhabditis angaria, 5537 nucleotides long. NCBI's taxonomy places the organism in Eukaryota, Metazoa, Nematoda, Chromadorea, Rhabditida, Rhabditidae. The record is from the annotation of a GenBank genome assembly.